AUGGCUUCACUCGGCUUACAUUAUCCCCAGUCCAUUGGUGCUCUCGGCCAGCUUGCUAUAGUGUGUGGGUUGGUUGCUGUGGCAUGGCUUCUCUAUAGUCUAUCAACCCAAACAGACAUCUCCAAAAUCAAGGGCAUAUACGAAAUCCCAAAUGCCUGGCCGAUCGUUGGGCAUCUCCUCCAGCUUGGAGAGGAUCAUGCCACCGUUUGCGAAAAAUGGUGGCGGCAACACAAACACUCCGUCUUCCAAAUCCGUCUCGGCAACACCAGAGCCGUCGUCGUCAACAACUUCGAGGAUUGCAAGAAGAUGCUCGUGGGGCGGCAGUCAGCUGUCAUCGAUCGUCCGAAGCUGUAUACUUUCCACGGAGUGAUUUCUUCGACGCAGGGGUUUACAAUUGGGUCUUCGCCGUGGGAUGAUAGUUGCAAGAACAAACGAAAAGCCGCGGGGACCACACUUGGAAGGCCGGCUAUGAAAGGCUACUAUCCCAUGUUUGACCUUGAGACGUAUUGUGUCGUGCGAGAUCUCGCCAAAGAUAGCAAGGGUGGAACGGAAUACCUCAACAUCAGACCCUACCUUCAGCGCUAUGCCCUGAACACGACUCUCACCCUCUGCUAUGGCAUCCGGAUGGACAGCGUUUGGGACGACAUGCUGAGAGAAGUCCUCGAAGUCGGCAGCGCCAUCAGCUUGCUACGAAGUGCCUCCGAGAACUAUCAAGACUACAUUCCAAUCCUCCGCUACCUGCCCAACAACGAAAAAACCCAACGAAGCAAAUCCCUCCGCGACCGCCGCGACAAAUACCUCAACGAACUCCUCGACAAAGUCCGCGAAAUGAUCCAGCACAACACCGACAAACCCUGCGUCUCCGCCGCGAUCCUCAAAGACGAAGAGACGAAACUGAGCGGUGUCGAAGUCUCCUCUAUCUGCCUCUCGCUCGUCUCAGGAGGCUUCGAAACCAUACCAGGAACUUUGACCAGCUGCAUCGGCUCGUUGUCCACCAAGGAAGGGCAAGUCUUCCAAGACCGCGCGUACGACGACAUCAAACGCCACUACCCCAACAUCGAAGACGCCUGGACGAAAUCCCUCGAGGUCGAGGAAGUUCCCUACGUCAACGCCAUUGUCAAGGAGGCCGGGAGGUACUAUACCGUUUCCGCCAUGAGCUUGCCCCGAAAGGCGUACACGGACAUCGAAUGGGAGGGCUCGACGAUCCCCAAGGGAACGAUGAUUUUGAUCAACGCGCAGGCGGGGAAUCAUGAAGUGGAGCAUUUUGGUCCUGACGCCGCGACGUUCAAUCCGGAGAGGUGGUUGGAGUCGACGGAGCCGGCGAGGGAGGUUCCUUCGACGGGUUUGCAGCACCUUUCGUUUGGAGCUGGGAGUCGGGCUUGCUCGGGGCAGUAUAUUGCGAGCCGCCUCCUAUAUACAGCUCUCAUCCGGUUGAUCUGCAGCUACAAGAUUGUCGCCAGUGAGGAGGAGCCGCCCAAUACGGACUACGUGGACUAUAAUCAGUUCAAGUCUGCUCUGGUUGCCAUUCCGCGAGACUUCAAGGUGAAGUUGAUUCCGAGGGAGCCGGAGACUCUGGACAAGUGUCUGAACUUGGCUAGUGAGCGGACGAAAGACGCUUAUGCAUAG
Messenger RNA from Zasmidium cellare ATCC 36951, 1626 nucleotides. RefSeq lists its product as uncharacterized. Gene Ontology annotation, molecular function: oxidoreductase activity, acting on paired donors, with incorporation or reduction of molecular oxygen; monooxygenase activity; heme binding. NCBI's taxonomy places the organism in Eukaryota, Fungi, Ascomycota, Dothideomycetes, Mycosphaerellales, Mycosphaerellaceae. The transcript has 7 exons. Bases 1 to 1626 code for a protein of 541 amino acids. The record is from RefSeq and is a predicted model, not a curated record.